UAAAAAAAACCCCAAUCAGACACAAAUUUUCGGUUCUAGAGGAAGCAUCCCUCCUUCGGUCUUACCCUUUCUGCAGUUCCUCUUUUAGAUGGCAAAAUCCAGUUCCGUUCCAGUGAGUUUGGCGGGAAUAACCAUUGAUUCAAGCGAGUUUUGGCGGGAGGUCGCCGGAGGAGGGUGGGCGACCGCGGCGGUGCUUCUUCUAGUCCUCUUUUUGCAGCUUGUGAGGGCUUUUACGAGGCGCCGAGCCGUGACUUCCGAUCAGGCGAAUUUGGUUGCAGGGGCUGCUACGGCGAGUUUGGCGAUCGGUAGCAGCACAAGAAGGAUUUUAGGUAUACUAUCUGACGCUGAUUUAAAGGACCUGAUAACUAGUUUGGACGGGAAGAGCAAUGAAAGUGAGAAAUGGGAAGAAAUUAUCACGAAAAGGAAUGACAGCGUUUCCUACCAUGCGAAGUGUUGUAAACCCAAGGAAGGUCCCUUGAAGUACCUUAGUGUGACCAUAUUUGAUAAAUGCCCUACAGAACUGUUACGAGACUUUUAUAUGGAUAGCCAUUACAGAAAAAAAUGGGAUAAGACUUUGGUCGAGUUUGAGCAACUGGAAGCUGAUGAAGCCAGUGGAACAGAAAUUGGCCGCAUAGUGAAGAAGUUUCCGCUUUUGACUCCUAGGGAGUACAUUUUGGCGUGGAAAGUUUGGGAAGGAAAUGAUAAAACCUUCUAUUGCUUUACUAAGGAUUGCGAGCAUCCUUUGGCUCCGCGACAGAAGAAAUUUGUCCGAGUUGGAUUUUUCAGAUCUGGUUGGCGGAUCAGGAAAGUUCCUGGUACAAAUGCAUGUGAAAUUGCUAUGUUGCAUCAAGAAGAUGCUGGACUGAACGUAGAGAUGUCAAGACUAGCUUUUUCUAAGGGGAUAUGGAAUUAUGUCUGUAAGAUGAACAACGCUUUGUUAGAAUAUUCAACCCAUAGCCGAGCCAGUUCACCUGCAGUUGCUACUAUGAAUAAGCUUAUCCGAAAGGUCCCCGAUUUUAUGGAGAGUGAUGUUGGAGCAACUUGUUCAGACCUCUCUAAUACCUCUUCUGAUGGUCCUUUUAGCACUCCAGUCAUUAAAAACGUCUCAGAAAGAGCAAAGUUGAAAUUUCAUUCAAAGUGGAUUACAAAUGGGCUUCUUCUGAUUGGUGGCAUUGCUUGUCUGUCACGCGGCCGGUCCACCCUUGGCACCCAAAUUGCCUUGGCCUGUAUUGUGAAAAAGCUGUUGAAGCAUGGCUCUUCGUCGGAGAAAGCCGAGCCGCCCGGCGAUGCUGCCAGUUCUCGUCGGGAAUCCAGGUUAAGGAAAUGAACUCAAGUCUUUAUUAGCUUUUUAGGCUUCGUUUGGAACGACUUUUUUACUGCUUCUUAAAGCAAUUUUUUAGUACAAAAUUUUUAAUUUUUUAACUAAAAAACAGCUUUAAGAAGCAAUAAAAAACCGUCACAAACGAAACCUUCUUAAUGGUUAAGUGCAAUUGUAAGAAUUGCAAAUUAAUGGAGGUUAAUAUCGUCUCAGAAUCUGCAAUACAAUUGAUUGUAGUAGUUUUGCCUUCUGUAGUUAAGAACUAAUUUUACUGUGAUGUUGGUAUAUGUAUAUAAUAUAGUAAUAAAUUAUUUCUCCUUGUCGGCUUGGAAAA
This is a messenger RNA of Dendrobium catenatum, 1652 nucleotides long. RefSeq lists its product as uncharacterized. The transcript is spliced from 6 exons. The record is from RefSeq and is a predicted model, not a curated record. Gene Ontology annotation, molecular function: lipid binding. The coding region runs from base 89 to 1327 and encodes 412 amino acids. NCBI's taxonomy places the organism in Eukaryota, Viridiplantae, Streptophyta, Magnoliopsida, Asparagales, Orchidaceae.